Messenger RNA from Globicephala melas (long-finned pilot whale), 6809 nucleotides. It is a transcript of the gene PEX7, whose product is annotated as peroxisomal biogenesis factor 7. Gene Ontology annotation, cellular component: cytosol; peroxisomal matrix. NCBI's taxonomy places the organism in Eukaryota, Metazoa, Chordata, Mammalia, Artiodactyla, Delphinidae. Gene Ontology annotation, biological process: protein import into peroxisome matrix. The record is from RefSeq and is a predicted model, not a curated record. Gene Ontology annotation, molecular function: protein binding.
GGAUCUCUAAUUCUCUUAGCGAGUCCGGACCGGUCGCCUCCAACUCGGAAGGGCUUCGGCGGUUGGGGCGGCCAGGCACGCAGGCGGCGGGCGGGAUGAGCGCGGCGCGUGGCGGAGCGGUGCGGACGCUGCGGGUGACCGGCCGCCACGGCUAUGCAGCCGAGUUUUCCCCGUACUUGCCGGGCCGCCUGGCCUGCGCCACCGCGCAGCACUACGGCAUCGCGGGCUGUGGAACCCUGCUAAUACUGGAUCAAAAUGAAUCUGGGCUUAGGCUUUUCAGAAGCUUUGACUGGAACGAUGGUUUGUUUGACGUGACCUGGAGUGAGAAUAAUGAGCAUAUCCUGGUCACCUGUAGUGGUGAUGGCUCGUUACAGCUCUGGGACACUGCCAGAGCCACAGGGCCACUGCAGGUCUACAAGGAACACACUCAGGAGGUGUACAGUGUUGAUUGGAGUCAAACCAGAUGUGAACAGCUUGUGGUGUCUGGCUCGUGGGAUCAAACUAUCAAACUGUGGGAUCCAACUGUUGGAAAGUCUCUGUGCACCUUUAGAGGCCAUGAAAGUGUCAUUUAUAGCACAAUCUGGUCGCCCCACAUCCCUGGUUGCUUUGCUUCAGCCUCAGGUGAUCAGACUUUGAGAAUUUGGGAUGUGAAGACAACAGGAGUCAGAACUGUGGUUCCAGCACAUCAGGCAGAAAUUCUGAGUUGUGACUGGUGUAAAUACAAUGAGAAUUUGCUGGUGACAGGGGCAGUUGAUUGUAGUUUGAGAGGCUGGGACUUGAGGAAUGUACGACAACCAGUAUUUGAACUUCUUGGUCACACCUAUGCUAUUAGGAGAGUGAAAUUUUCACCAUUUCAUGCUUCCGUGUUGGCCUCUUGCUCCUAUGAUUUUACUGUAAGAUUCUGGAACUUUUCAAAACCUGACCCUCUUCUUGAAACAGUGGAACAUCAUACAGAAUUUACUUGUGGUUUAGAUUUAAGUCUUCAGAGUCCUACUCAGGUGGCUGACUGUGCUUGGGAUGAAACAAUAAAGAUAUAUGAUCCUAUUUGUCUUACCAUGCCUGCUUGAGAUAAACUACUCAGAAACAAAGGAUAUGACUGAAGAACUGCUUAGCAGGAAAUAAAUGAUUGAUAACAUAGAGUUUAUGUUUUUAUAUACUAUUCAGAUUGAAAAUUGAAAAAUGUAUUCUGGAAUCAGUUUUGAGGAAGCUGAUAAAGACUUUGGCUCACUAUUUAAGCUUCUGGUACAUGAGCCAUAUUUCUUAAAAUCCUAAGGAAUAUUGAAGUUAUGAUAUAUCUUAUAGUAUCUAUUAAAAUAUAACCUUUCUAGUAUAAAAUGGAUUAAAAUAUGAGAGAUCUAUAGAUUAUAUUGAUAUAUUUCAUUUUUAAUUUGCCAUUUUUGAUGAAAAUAUCACUGCUGUUGAUAAAAAUCUCAAUAAACUGCAUCCCUUGAUCAUUUAUGAUUUUAUGACACCCCCAACAAGGUUACUUUUUCUAAUAUAGUAUAUAUAUAUAUAACACUAUAUAAUAUAGAUAUACCUAUGGUUCAGUAACAGGGCUCUAAUAAUCACUGAUUUAUUCAGCAGUUAUUUAUUGAGCGUCUACUGUGUGCUUGAUACAUGGAAUGAAUGAGAUUCUUUCAAGGACUGGUGUCUGUCAUGCUUUAAGAACAUGGAUGCAGAGAGUUAAGAGCUUACAUGUAUUUUACAUUUAUUCAAAUAUUUUUAGAUAUUAUACCCAUGACCCUAUGUCUCUCUUCCUAUUUCUCUACAAUCAGAUUUUUAAAAAACUGGUCACUGGGCAAAAAGUCUUAGGUCCCACCAAGGUUUCAAGCAAUUACCCUUGAAACUAAGUAAUGAAAGCCCUAAGUAAUCCUGUAAACCCUCCUUACUACCUCCCUAAGUCUUGAAAAACCUUUAGGUGUGACGACCUAUAAAGAAUUAGGUUAAAAGGGAAAAAUUAGUGGAAUAGACAACUUUGCAUAACACUUAUGUUUUUAUAUAAUGUUAAAAUAAAACGUUAUAAAUGGCGAAAAUUGUCAUUAAAUUUUUAACAAGUUUUUGAGAUUUUUUUAAAGAGCAAAAUAUACUUGUAGUAAUCAGAACAAAGAUAAAUGUAAAUGUAUGUAUAUUGUCUAAUUUACAUACUUCCCUGUUUACUUGUUACAGAAAAAAAAGUAAGCUUACAAAACACAAAAACAAGCCCACAGGAACAAAAGGAGACAUAAAGUGGAGCCAGGAGUGGGCUUGAAAAUAUAUGCCUUAAAGUCCCAGAAAGUUGCCACUGGCAGCAUAAAUGGGAAGUCUGGUCAAGUACACAAUGCUGCCCAAGGCCUGAGGGCAAGGACUUCGUCCUAGUCCCUGGCUUGGCCCUAGCACCAUGCCUGGCACGUAGAAAGUGCUCAGUGCAUAUUUGUCAAAUGAAUGAAUGGUCUCACAGAAAGUAUAACUCUUUUCAGUUCUUAGACCAAUCAGUGCUAAUUGUUUUUGAGAGGCCCCCAUAGAGAGGACACUGCUUCACAUGAAUGUCUUGUAAGGAACAAGGUGCUCAAACACAUCCUUCGAUGGGUCACGAUGAUUAGGUUGGUUCGUAGAGCUGCUCUGUGUUGCAUGCAGUUCAAUAAAAGUGGGUUCACAGUGAAUGUUCUCUGUAUCGGCAGAAUUUAUAAUAGACCUUUUUAAAUACCUAACCCAGAUCAUAUUUACAGUGAAAUGAAAUUACUUAUUUUUCUUUUAGAAUGCAAGAGAUUUUAUUAAAAUAAUCUACCAUGUAUCAUUUGAAACAAAUACUUGUGAUUUAAAAACUAAUAUCUCUCUUGAUUUAUUUCCCCUCUAUUUCAGGGAGGUUAGAGAUGUUUAGAACCCUAACUUCAUAAUACUUAACUCAGGUGCUUGGAGUCUCUCAAUCUGAAGGAGGGUGGGUGAACAUUUCUUCAGUGAGUUCCCUGAGCUAGGAUUGGCAAACUAGAGGAAAAGGAGCUGGAUUGUGUCCUGAAAGGGAAUGCACAUGAUUUUGGAAUUCUUGGUAAUUCACAAGCCGAGCAGCCUCUGGAUUUUAGAGGACAACCAGUCAUUCUUCUAGUUGGGAAAAUUAGAAUUUGUCUCCUGGCAACUGAGUUCUUGGGUUUCAUCCUGCCUGCCUCCCCAAGUUCCUCCUGCACCUGCAGUGACAGCACAGCACUGAGGAGUGGAUGCAGGAAAGGGGAACUCAGGUCACUGAGCAUCUUCUGUGAUCUGGGCAUUACAUGAGAUGCUUUCUGUAUCUAAUCCCCUUUAAUCUUUAUAACGUCCCUGCAAGGAAGCCCUCCCAUUUUCCAGACAAGGAAACGAAGGCUCUCGGGAGUCAUAGCGGAAAUGUGGAGCUGGAAUUUGAAAUCUGCUAUGACUGGGUCUGGUCCUGCCAUGUGGCCACCUUUUCCUAGGAAUAACAGAAGUUGGCCCACUGAGAAAUAGUAAAGCUGUGGGACACGCUGGUGACUAGAUCCUGAUCAUUCCUGAGAAAACUGGCAAAAUUGUGUUUCCAAAUCUAAAGCGCUAAGAAGCUGACCCUGGGUCUGGGGUGACCCUAAAGUAUAUCAACCCCAGGGAGACCCAGGCUGAGAGCCAGCCAUCCCUUCUGCCUUUGGCAGUGAGUGUUCUCUGCAUAUCUUAGCUAUAAUUUGACUCUUCCAGCAAUGAACUCAUUAAUUUCUUACUUAACUGGCCUCUUCUUGAAAGAGAUAAUCCACUUACGUGUUUUUGACUUCCAUACUGACUACUCCCAAAUCUCCUGCCUUCCCCACUUGGGUCUCCCUCAGCCUUUGCACUCAUUUUCUUUCAACCAAAUUCAUCUUGCUCACCAAAUGGGCUCCUCCUGCACAUGCUUUUUUCAUUUGUUAUCAAUACUGUCUACCCAGGCUCUCAAGCUAAAGACCUAAAUGCCAUCCUUGUUCCUUUCCUUAUUCCCACCUUUCCAGUCGAAGGCACAUCAAAUAGGUCACUAAGUCCUAUCCCUCUCACACCCUAAAUACUUCUCCAUUCUGUCUCUUCCCCUCAAUCCAAACACCACUGCCCUAGUUCAAGCCGUCAUUAGCUUUUCUCUGGAUGAUCACAACAGCUUCCUAAAUGAUGUGUCUGUUUCAAGUUCUGUACCCUUGGAGUCAUCCUCUUCAACACAGCUGCCGGAGGCUGAUCUGAAAUGCAAUCUGACUACAUCAAUUUCAGUGUAAACCUUUUCUCUGCUUAUAAGAUUGUCUACGGGAAAAAGUUCAAGCUUACUAACCAGGCGGCCAAAGUCCUCUGGGGCUAGCCCUUGCCACUCUCUGCAGCGUGGCUUCUCUCCACAUUGUCACGAACUUUGUGCUCCAGCAGCACCAGUGUGCUCACUAACUCCUUGUGUAAAUAAUGCAGGUUUUCAUUUCUAUCUUAGCUUAAGGUAGUCCAGGUGCCUGCAUUACCCUGCUCUUGGCUUGGCAAAUUCUUACCCAUCAUUUAUUUGAAAGUCAUGUGAAAUGACUAAAGAAAAAGUUUGACAACACACAAAAAUUAAAAUAGCAAAACACACUCUUAGCAAAGCUAAAAGAAGACAUAUUGGAAGGAUAUAUUUGCAACAUAUGUAACAAAUGAUUUAAUAUCCAGAAUUUAUAAAGAGCUCUUAAAAAUCACUAAGAAGACAACCAAACAUAAAAGCAACAAAGGAUAUCAAUAGGAAAACAAGUGUUUAAUAUACUGCAAAAGGAUACUUAGUUGAACUUUGUCUCAUUGAUGACAAAGACUUCUUUUGCUUAUUAGUUUGGCAGACAUUUAAAAUAUUGAUACUAUCCAAUAUCGGUUAAAGCGAAAGUACCGUUAUACACCUUCUUGGAAGGCAGUUUGGCAACGAAGGUUUUAAAUUAGCCAUUGACCCAGCAGUUUCAGGUCUAGGAUUCCCUGCCUGUACCCACCAAAUCCUUACAGAAGUAUCUAAGAACAAAUUUCCAAGGGUAAUCAUUACAUCAGUGUUUGGUAAAACCUAGACGCCUGUCUGGAGAAGAAAGAUUAUAUGACAGAACAGUCAUUUAAAGAAUAAGGUAGAACUGUGUGUGCUGACAUGGAAAAACAGAUUGUUAUUGAUAUGUGUGUUAUCUGUUUCUGUGUAACAAAUCACCCCAAAACUUAGCAGCUUAAAGCAACAAACAUUUAUUUAUCUUACAGUUUCUAGAGGUUUGGAAUCCAGGAGUAGUUUAGCUGCAUUGUUUUCGCUUAGGCUUAGGUUUUCUCAUGACAUUGCAGUUAAGCCCGUCACCUAGGUCUGCAGACAUCUGAAGCUCAACUGGGGCCGAAGGGUCAGCUUCCAAAGUCACUUACGUGAUUGUUAGCUGGCCUCAGAUGCUCACUGUAGAACCCUGCACUGGCUGGCUGAGUGUCCCUACGACAUGGCAUCUGGCUUUCCUCCAGACUGGAUGAUACAAGAGAAAGAGAAAAUUCAAGAUGGAAGCCUCGGUCUUCUGCACACUAAUCUCAGGAGUAAUGCCAUCACCUCUGCUGCAUUCUACUGGGCACUCAGACUGACUGUUGUACAAUGUGGGCGGGGUUAACAGGAGUGUGAAUAUGAGGAAGCCAGCCAUCUCUGGGGUCUGUCUUGGAGGCUGGUUACCACAAUAUGCUUUUAUAGACAAAUGUGUAUGAUAUCCUAAUUUUAUUUUUUUUAAAGGGAGAAUUAUGUAUGUAUACAUAUGUGCACAAGAAAAACUGAAAGGUUCAUGCCAAACUCUCAACAGUAGCCAGCUCCAUGUAGUGGGACUGGGGGUGGGGAAUACUGAAGACAGCAUGUUCACUUAUUACUUACAAAGUUUGUUUUCCUUUUAUGUACUAUAAUGAGCAUGUAUUACUUUUACAAUUAAAAUAAUGAAAUAAGACCGUAUUUCCUUCUCCAGGAAGCCUUCUAGGACACACUUCUCAAGCCGAUGCUAUUGCCCUCCUCAGCACUCUCCUUUCUGCCACAGGCCCCCACUGUUGCAUGAGUGUCAUUGUGUUGCCUCACCUCCCUCUGUGUAUCCCUGAGGACUAAGAUGAGUGCUCAUCUUUGAAUCCUCUGUGGCUAACAGACUGCCUGGUACAAAAUACUAGCUCUGUAUAUGUUUGUUGAAUGAAUGAGCUAAAGGAUUUAUUUAAUGCCAUCAGAAUUUAUUGUGUAGCUCCAAAGGUAAUGGAGGUUGAGUCUUGACCCUUGAUACCAGUAGGUCAAAUAGCUUUUUGACCUUCAGAUCUACAUUCAUGUUCAAUUAACCUUGCUAAACAUAGUAUUCUUUUUUUUUUCUUUUUGUUAUAUUUGGUUCUCUAUAUCAGAUUUGUUAUCAAUUGUUUGGUUAAUGUAAUCUGAUAUCUAUUUAUAUAUGCUUAUAUAUUUUGAAGGCCUGAAAAACUGUCAUAGUCCCAUGAAAUUAAAGAAAAUAGUUACUGAAUGAAACCCUCUCCUCAUUUUCUCCCAAAUACAAGCCUGUAGUGGACAAUUAAUACUUUUUUAAAAAUAUUUUUAAGCCAUUUAGAGUUGGGUUUUUUUUAACACACAUAGUAUUCUUACUUUUCCCAUUUUUCCUUAGAAGAUUUCCCAUUUUUCUUUUAGGAGAUUAUCUAGUAACUGGUGUGGGAGAUGGUAUUAAAUUUUUUUUAAAUGAAAGCCCUAAUGGAAAAAAUUAUAUGCAGUAAAAUGGAGAAAAUGUACUGUUUCAUGCCAAUGUAGGUUUCAAACAUUAAGCUAAAUAUUCUUGCCUAAAUGAGAAGGGUAAGAGAGCUGAAUCAGCCCCAAAUCUUUUACCUAAUGUUAGUAUCACAAAUGGAAGCAAUUAUAAUUG